Molecule: messenger RNA, 1308 nt
Organism: Moesziomyces antarcticus
Lineage: Eukaryota; Fungi; Basidiomycota; Ustilaginomycetes; Ustilaginales; Ustilaginaceae
Exons: 2
Coding region: 1-1308 (435 amino acids)
Source: RefSeq, a predicted model, not a curated record
AUGAGUGCGGCAACCCCACGGAAAAAGUUCACGCAGCGCAACGUGUUCUACCUGCGCGCGUCGCCGUACGUGGUGCUGCAGACGAUCCUGUACCUCGACUACCGGCACGUGGCGUGGAUGAACGAGCAUCCCGACAUCCUCACGCAGGUGCUCUCGAUCCUGCGCACGCGCAUCAUGCCGAAGCUGCGCAAGGAGUCCGACGCCUCCGGCAAGCUGUCGGCGAUGAGCAAGAAGGAGCGCGUCGAUGUCUAUUCGGACCGCGACUUUCAGGUGGCCUACUUUUUCCGCCGCAUGGACGACCGCCACUCGGUGCUGCUCAAGGAAAAGAGCCUCGUGUUCCCCGCAGACCCCACGCUUGCAGAGGUCAAGGUUGAGGAUGAGGCCAACACCAACCUGCAUGCGCCCAUCCCGAGGGCGUCCGCAACUCCGGCGCCCGCAGCCGCUAUGACCCCAGCGGUAGGGAGUUCGAGCGAGUCGGCUUUGCAGAUCAAGGACUCGCCCGAGCCGGAAGCAUUGCCGUCUUCGCCCAACGCUAGUAUGGCUUCGUUAUCGGGCGCGGAUGACCACGCUCUUUUCAGGGGCCUCGGAGAAGACGACGACGACAGCCUUGCCAUGCCCCCACCUGCAUCCACCCGACGGCGGCGCGGCACAGACGAUGCGGACAACACCACUGCACCGCGACGCUCGAAGCGCGUGCGCAUCCAAGAAGACAUCAAGCCCGAUCCGGCCACCGAUGCCACCGACGACCCGCCUGCUGAAGAUCUUCCGCCGGCAAACGACUACGACGACUACAACGCCGACAAUGCUGCGAUCGUAAUCACCGAGGAGGACGAGGAAAAGAUGAAGCCCAAGCUGCACGUUCGCUAUGCCGGAUUCCGAAUAUUCGGCAAGCUGUUGGUACUGGUGGUGGAACCGUCGAAGCGGACGUUGGCGGCGCAUCCGGAGCUGUUUGGCGACAAACCCGCCACCGAGGUACGCCAGCUGUCCGUUGCGCGCGUGUCCGCCACACCUGGCGCAAGCAGCCGGGGCGAGGUUCAGGCGCAGUUUACAUCGCUCGGACCGGCGGAGCGCUCCAGUCGCAACGCCAGCGUGGGCCGCGGCGCCACCCCGCUGUUCCGAGGCGGCUCGGCGUUUAGUGAUGCCGGCACGCCCGGUCCUGCGACCACAUCCGACACGCCCGCACCCGAAGAAGCGCAAACGGAGCAAGACGAGGAUGUGGCAGAGCUCGAAGGGAUCGAGCUGGCGACGCAGAUGCUUGCGCGCGAAGAGCAGACGAUCGGCGGUAAUGACCUCGACGAUGGCGACUAG